CCGCACUCGAUAAUCCAUAUUCAUUCGUCACUGCGUUGUUUAUAGCGUUCUUCUUUCUGCUGAAUCACAAGAAGAAACAUUGAGUUUGGACAUUGUAAAAGUUAGAGCUUCCAAUGGCAAGUAAUUCUCUAAAACGUCCCAGACUAGUUACUAGUCAACUUGCAACCUAUGAUGAUUUUGAUGAUGAUGUUGUGGAUGUUAAGGGACCAGCUAGACUGUCUAAUGUUCUUGUCUCAUGUACAGUCUCACAGUUUAUUAAUGCUAAUAAGAAGAAAUUCAAGGCGGUUUCUGGCGAUGAUGAUUUGCCUCAAAGAGAUGGUUUUGGUGAACGAAGGAGGAAGUACGAGAGUCGGGUGUUAGCUGGUACUGGAAUUACGACUGAGGAUAACAACAGUGAUGAUAAUGAUUUUUACAAACAAGUGGAAAAGUUGCGAGCUGCAAAACUUGCUGCAAAGGCCGAGACCUAUUCCAGGAAAUCAGCUGGCGUCUCUUGGCCAGAGGAGACUGCGGAUGGAAAGCGCCAAAUCAAUUCUCAGAUGUUGAAAAAUAGAGGACUAACUCGAAGUCGCAACAAGGCGAAAAGGAAUCCUAGAAAGAAUUACAAGCUAAAGCAUCAAAAAGCUGUUAAGAAUCGCAAGGGACAGGUUCAGAGUAUCAGAAUCCCAACCGGACCUUAUGGCGGGGAAUCCACUGGAAUUAAUGAUAAAAUCAGUCGAAGCAUCAGAUUCAAGAACUGAUUUUGUCAAUAGGUUUUACAUUACAAUAUCAUUAUAUUUUCCUCCAAUUUGAACCACAUAACCUGCGUAGAUGGGAGUAUAACUUGUAUAAUUUAUUGAUCGGAAAUGAACAUCUUUGGCGUCUUAAUUUUUUAUCAAGUUUUCAAUUUUGAUCGGAAAUAUUUUACUUUUCAUCUAAGGUUGCAACAU
This is a messenger RNA of Trifolium pratense (red clover), 926 nucleotides long. RefSeq names its product something about silencing protein 10-like. The coding region runs from base 114 to 737 and encodes 207 amino acids. The record is from RefSeq and is a predicted model, not a curated record. Gene Ontology annotation, cellular component: nucleolus; small-subunit processome. Gene Ontology annotation, biological process: maturation of SSU-rRNA from tricistronic rRNA transcript (SSU-rRNA, 5.8S rRNA, LSU-rRNA). Lineage: Eukaryota; Viridiplantae; Streptophyta; Magnoliopsida; Fabales; Fabaceae. The transcript has 7 exons.